AACAGGACCAUUAUCCAAACUAAAAAGCAAAAUGAAAAGGAGAAAGAAAUGAAGCCACAAAAGCAAAUUUAGAAUAAAAAGGAAUCGAUAAUCGAGUUUACCUCUCUAUCACUCCCUCUCUUCCUUCACUUCAUUUUCUCGCAUCCGAUUCUAUCCACCGCUUCUCACAAACUUAACGUUGUCGGUUCUUUCUUCUUUAUAUUCUGAUUCAUGAUCGAAUUUUCGGAUUUCGUUGGGGUUAAUCGUGGAAAUAAACGGAAUAAAUGAUGGUUCCAUGGAGCGGAAUUGGUUGCUGCUUAAGCGGCGCUGCUCUUUAUUUGCUUGGCAGAAGCAGCGGCAGAGAUGCCGAAGGUCUUAAAUCAGUUUCAAGGGUUAAUCAGCUCAACGAAUUAGCUAAUUUACUUGAUAUUGAGAGUAAAGUGUUGCCGUUAGUUGUUGCUGUCUGCGGAAGAGUCGGUUCCGAGACUCCCAUUAAUUGCGAAUACAGCGGCCUGAGAGGUGUUAUAGUAGAGGAGACGGCCGAGCAGCAUUUCCUUAAGCACAAUGAUGCUGGAUCUUGGAUUCAAGACUCCGCGUUAAUGCUAUCUAUGAGUAAAGAGGUCCCGUGGUAUCUGGAUGAUGGGACUGAGAGAGUGUUUGUUCUUGGCGCUCGAGGUGCCUCAGGCUUUGCGUUAACUGUUGGCAGUGAAGUUUUUGAAGAGUCUGGUCGAUCUCUUGUGCGUGGUACAUUAGACUAUCUUCAGGGCCUCAAGAUGCUUGGUGUCAAGCGGAUUGAAAGGGUACUUCCUGUUGGUACUUCAUUGACUGUGGUUGGCGAGGCGGUCAAAGAUGAUAUUGGAACAGUUCGAAUCCAGCGUCCCUAUAAAGGGCCAUUUUACGUUUCUCCAAAAACUAUUGAUGAGCUCAUUGGAAAUUUGGGAAAGUGGGCAAGGUGGUACAAAUACGCCUCAGCAGGCUUGAGCAUUUUUGGAGUUUUUCUGAUUGCCAAGCACGCUAUACAGUAUAUCAUUGAGAGGAGGCGUCGCUGGGAAUUUCAUAGCAGGGUUCUUGCUGCUGCGGCUAAGAAACAAGAUGAAGAAUCUGAAGGUUCAAGUGGAAAAGCUGAAAAUGGAUCAGACAGUUCUAAGAGGGAACGUCCAAUUCCAGAUUUAUGUGUCAUAUGCCUUGAGCAUGAGUAUAAUGCUGUUUUUAUCCCGUGUGGCCAUAUGUGCUGCUGUACCACAUGCUCUUCACAUCUGUCAAAUUGUCCUCUUUGCCGGAGGCGGAUAGAGCAGGUAGUAAAGACUUUUCGACACUGAAGAUUUGCUUUCAAGAUUUUUAACAAGCAUACGGGUUGUUAUAAAUGCUUGCCACGGUGAGCUGAUUUUUUUGUGCAUAUAAGUUUAUGGUGUAAUUUUCCCUCCAUGAUAGCAAUAACUAACUAAUGUAGAGUAUAGACAUCUCUAGAUUCCUUCUUAUCAGUAUCCUGCUGUCACUGCCAGUUUGUGCUGAGAUUUCUCUGCUUUGAAAGAUUACAACCUGGUCAUAUUGUUAAAAUUUAUUUCAGUUUCAUUCAUUAAAAUUGUAGAUGACUUGAAGUUACAGACUCUCUUGUACUCUACUGUUAUUAUUAUUUUUUAAUUUAUAAAUGUACAAUGUAUCAUGUAGUCGCAA
Messenger RNA from Mercurialis annua (annual mercury), 1653 nucleotides. Its product is annotated as E3 ubiquitin-protein ligase SP1. Bases 264 to 1298 code for a protein of 344 amino acids. NCBI's taxonomy places the organism in Eukaryota, Viridiplantae, Streptophyta, Magnoliopsida, Malpighiales, Euphorbiaceae. The record is from RefSeq and is a predicted model, not a curated record. Gene Ontology annotation, molecular function: ubiquitin-protein transferase activity. The transcript is spliced from 10 exons. Gene Ontology annotation, biological process: protein ubiquitination; organelle organization.